Procambarus clarkii (red swamp crayfish) is the source of this 1138-nucleotide messenger RNA. The record is from RefSeq and is a predicted model, not a curated record. Lineage: Eukaryota; Metazoa; Arthropoda; Malacostraca; Decapoda; Cambaridae.
AUGCCUACAAUAUCACUAAACUUCACGUUUCUUUCUUCCAAUACAGGUGAAAAGCCGUACAUGUGCACUGUGCCAGGGUGUGGGAAGGCCUACUCCAACUCCUCCGACAGGUUCAAGCACACAAGGACCCAUUUCGUGGACAAACCCUACGAGUGCCGCCAUCCAGGCUGCGGGAAGCGCUACACUGACCCAUCCUCCCUCAGGAAACACGUCAAGAUAUACGGUCAUUACCGCCGGCCGGAUGACCAGAGCCCUUCCUUUUCCGUGCCCCCAACCACACCAUCCGAUCUCUUGGAUCCCUCCGUGGCUACUUCGGCUAGGCUUGACCUCUCGCCUUCACCCUCUUCUUCAGGGUCAUCGCUCGUCCCCUCUCCGGUGCCCUCUACUCCGUCUCCUUCGCUACUCCCCCCGACCUUGUUCUCAGGGGCUCCGACGGGGCACAGCAUUGGUAUGGGGGCGGCUGGUAUCCCCUCUUGGGCACCUGUGACAGCGGCGGCGUGGACGGUGGCGCUGCAGCAGUACCAGGCAGGGCUCUUCCUGCAGGGAGGGGCUGGGCUGGCAGGGCUCGGGGGACUCCAUCCUCAUCCACACAUGGUGGAAGAGGAGGAGGAAGAGGACGAGGAAGAGGAAGUGGAGACAAUGGAUACGGCAACGGCUCUUGACCUAUCCAUGUGUCCCUCACCUCUUGACCUCUCCCUCCCUUCCUCCCGUUCCAAGCACCAGUAACUGCGCAGGAACGGUGAAACAACAGUGGAACGGCAGCCUCGAAACGGUGCAACGAAGACAAAACUGGAAUUAGUCAUGUAUUAAACUCCAAAUACGACAGACUAGUUGAAUAGUUACAGACGAAAUGGGUCGCAACAGACCAGCUACAUUGGCUUCUACCCUUAGUCUUGUCCAGCGCCUCUUGUGCACCCUCCAGAAAUUUAAUUAUACAAACAUUAAUUUGUGCAUUCGAAAUGCGUGAAUUUAUUCCAUUUAGUGUAAAAACAUAAUAACAUCUUUUUUUUUAAAUUGCUCCAAGACUUUACAUCAAGAAAUGUUGAUUGCUGGACAAGAGAAUGUAAGCAAACCUAUGAAAAGAUGUAUAUGUAUAUAUUUAGAUAGAAACAUCACAGUGAAAAUUACAUUAUAUAUA